CACCUCCCCGGGGCGGCGGCGGAGCGCCGUGACAGCGAGGGCCGUGCCCGACUCCUUCCUCCGCAGCUCCGCGUCUGCCUCUCGGCGGAGAGCUGCCCGCAGCCCCGUCCGAGCGCUCCCGCGGGGAUGGCCGCGGCGGAGGGCGGUCCCGCGGGGCCGGGCGCUGAACUAUAGCGGCCCCGGCCUGCAGCAGACGCGGCGGGGCGCGGAGCUCGAGGCGGCCCUGCCCGGCUGCGGCUCAGCCCUAAUCGGCCCCCGGAGCCUAGCAGGCAUGGGCUGCUUCUGCGCCGUCCCGGAGGAAUUCUACUGCGAAGUUUUGUUCCUGGACGAGUCCAAGCUGACCCUCACCACGCAUCAGCAGGGCAUCAAGAAGUCAACGAAAGGGUCGGUUGUCCUGGGCUACGUAUUUCGUCACUUAAACCUAGUGGAGAUAGAUUACUUUGGACUGCGGUACUGUGACCGAAAUCAUCAAACGUACUGGUUGGAUCCUGCAAAGACCCUUGCUGAGCAUAAAGAAUUGAUAAACACUGGACCACCAUACACUCUGUAUUUUGGCAUUAAAUUCUAUGCAGAGGACCCAUGUAAACUUAAAGAAGAAAUAACAAGGUAUCAGUUUUUCUUGCAAGUCAAGCAAGAUAUCUUACAGGGCCGCUUGCCUUGUCCAGCCAACACUGCUGCACAGCUGGGAGCGUAUGUAAUUCAGUCUGAGCUGGGGGACUAUGACCCAUAUAAGCACACGGCAGGUUACGUCUCAGAGUACCGCUUUGUUCCAGACCAGAAGGAAGAGCUGGAAGAUGCCAUAGAACGAAUACACAAAACUCUGAUGGGUCAAGUUCCUUCUGAAGCAGAAGCAAACUACUUAGAGGUGGCCAAAUCCCUGGAAAUGUAUGGAGUGGAUCUCCAUCCUGUUUACGGUGAAAACAAAUCUGAAUAUUUUUUAGGAUUGACACCCAUAGGAGUUGUAGUCUACAAGAAUAAAAAACAAGUAGGAAAAUAUUUCUGGCCUAGAAUUACAAAAGUUCACUUCAAGGAAACACAGUUUGAACUUAGAGUCCUGGGAAAAGAUUGCAAUGAAACUUCCUUCUUUUUUGAGGCACGUGACAAGAUCACAUGCAAACAUCUCUGGAAAUGCUGUGUAGAACAUCAUACAUUUUUUAGAAUGCCAGAGAAUGAAUCAAGCUCUCUGUCAAGAAAAUUCAGCAAGUUUGGAUCCAUAGGUUAUAAACAUCGACACAGUGGCAGAAUGUCUUUUCAAAUGACCAGAGACCCUUCAAUUCAGCUCCCACGGCCUGACCAGUGCAUUGAAAGAAGUCGUAGUAAGACAUAUCCAAAAAGGAUGCAACAGACAGGAUCUAGUGGCAUGAACCAGAUUACAACAAAUGGGGAUAAUGAAGGAACUACGAAAAUUGUUGCACCUUCCCCAGUGAAAAGCUUUAAAAAUAUGAAAAAUGAGAACAGUCCAGAAACCCAAAGAAGUAAAACAAGUGCACCAUGGGAGGAAAAUGGCCAGCAGAGUGGGCUGUAUAAUUCCCCCAGUGACCGCAAUAAAUCACCGAAGUUUCCUUAUUCUCGGCGACGGAACCCAUCAGGUGGCAGUGAGAAUGAGUGUGGGCAGCCAGUCCGGAGGAGGAAAACCCAAAACAGUGGUGAAGAUUCAGAUUUAAAGCACAGGAGAAGAUCACGUUCUCGUUGUAACACCAGCAGUGGCAGCGAAUCCGAAAAUUCCAACAGAGAGCAUCGAAAGAAGAGAAACAGAUUACGGCAAGAAAAUGACAUGGUUGACUCAGCUCCUCAGUGGGAAGCUGUGCUACGGCGACAAAAAGAGAAAAGCCAGGCAGAUCCAAACUACCGGCGAUCCAGGCACAGAUCUCGAUCGAGAAGCCCAGAUGUACAAGCUAAAGAAGAACUGUGGAAACAUAUUCAGAAGGAACUUGUGGAUCCAUCUGGACUGUCUGAGGAGCAAUUGAAAGAAAUACCGUACACAAAAAUAGAGACUCAAGGCGACCCAAUACGCAUUAGGCAUUCACAUUCACCUCGAAGUUACCGUCAGUAUCGGCGCUCCCAGUGCUCUGAUGGUGAAAGAUCUGUUCUGUCUGAAGUGAAUGCGAAAAAUGAUCUGGUGCCUCCGCUGCCUGUUACACGAUCCUCAGAUGUUAAAGGUCCCAGCAUCCAAUUUACUCAACAGAGACGGAAUGGAUCUAAAGACAGCCUUUUAGAAGAAAAGUCUCAGCUAUCUACUAACAUCGAUAUUAAAACCACCACUAAAACGAUAAAAACUGUACAGGUGUCACGCUUGAAGGCAGAGACUUGACUGCUUCACUGGAGGAUGUUCUUUGGGAAAUAUGUGUGUGUGUGUUUGUGCGUGCAAGGGAAGGAACUGAAGUUGAAGUGAUGGCAGUUUCUACAGGACAUUCAGAAACACAGCCUGCUUGCUGGGAAGGCCAAGCAGUGCCUUUACCACCUGGACCAUUGUAGGGGCACGACUGAGGAGAAGCUGACUAGUGAGACAACCAGAAAAUCCUCACAAAAAAGAAUGAUCAGCAGUUACAUUUACAGAAAAAAAUAGCUGCAGAAAAAACAUGCUUUAUGGUCUCCUCUGUAACUGAAUAGCCUCUUUCCAAAAAAUGACUAUUAACUAACUUGAUCGGGACCAGAUGCUUCAAGAGAAGCAAAAUAAGUCAUAUUUUUGGCCAGUUGUGCAAUACAGUAUGAUUUGGAAAAAGAAUCAUCUUCACAGUUCCAUCUGGUGAUCAACUUGUGCCCUGAUACAUAAGGACUGCUAACUCUUACACAGUUUAUAGCACAACAAGAGAUGCUGGUGUUUUUAAUACUGUUGUCAACAGAAUCCAUUUUUUUAGCUCAGAAAUAAGUGAUGCAGUAAAGCCUUGUAGCAAAGAGUUCCACAAAUUGUACAGACUUAACACUCACUCAGCAAUUUUCAGUGUUCUGGAUGAUGAAUGUCCUUAUGUCCUUCUGUGUAGAGGGCUAAUUUAACUGAACAUUCCAUACCAUAAAAAUAUGUCUGUCAUUUUAUGGUAAACCAUACUGGAAAAAAUAGGGGAUAUGUACUUAUCUAUUGUAUUGUUUAGCGAUGCACUUAAGUAAUGAUUAAACAAAACUGGUAGAGUAGGAUUUAAGAGAGCUAGGAAAUAGCUCUUUUGAUUUUUAUUUUUUUUUAAAUGACUAGACUAGCAAAGCCUGCCUUAAUCUCUCUUAAUAUAAAAUAAUCAAUGCUGAUACCUUCUGUUACUCCUCUCUGAGCCAUUUCUAUGAUGAUAAAAUGACAAAGGCAGUAUUUCAAGUAUGAUUGUUGUAACUUUUUUCCUCUUUUCAGGGUAGGCAGAAUAAUUGUUAAUUAUGCUGCAGACUGAGCAUGUUAUCUUACACUGCAGAUCUGAAUCGAUGCCUGGGUCUUCUCAUGUCCUGUCACUUUGUACAAAAUGCAGAAGCCAUUCUUCUGCCACCCAUUUGUCCACAGUUGGGGCAGCCUGGAUUUGCUAAUUAUGAAACUUAGCAAAACAUUUUUUUACAUUUGUCCUCCAUAGGGUCAGCGUGUUAACUUUAGUGAUUCAUAGUGAUCCUGUCUUCUGCCCCCAGCAGCAUCAUACCAGGGGACUACAGCCCUUUCAGAAAAGCAAUACUAUUUGUGAACUGGAGUAUAUAUAUGGCACCAAAUUUAUGCUUUACAAAAGGCACAGCAUUUUCCCUAACAAAAGUGAGAAGUAAAAUCUUGCAUAAUGUAUUUUAUUUUUCACAGUUUUCCUAAAUUCUUUUAUGAACUGAGGUGGUCAAAUGGAUGCUGCUAGCUGGGAUGGUAGACAUAAUAUGUUGUAAACUCCCAUUACAACAGAUUUGUCUGCAGGCUGAGAGAUACUACAUUGUUGCAGGCAAGGCAGAUUCACCUGGUAAUAUCUUUUCUCUCAACAAGUACUUGGGACAGUGCUGCAUGUUCAGUAAACAGUUUUAAGAGAAGGAAAACAAUUAGAACCCAGCUGUGGUGCAAAUGCUGUUUUCAUGGAUGCUUUUCUGAAUUUCAUGGAGAUGACAUUCUAGGAGACUGUUGAGCUUCGCUUAAGUACUUGCUCAGAUUGCUUUAGCUUUUAGCUAAAGCAAUUGCUUUAAAGCUUUUAGCUAAAGCAAUUUCUUUUAACGGUAAGACUGCUAAAAAAUGCCCUGAACUGUCAAGUGGUUUUUAUCAAUCGCUGUUCCAAUUUAAAGUGACCCUUUAAUGACUUUGAUAAGCAUUCUUACAAGUGCUGUUAAAAAAGCAGAAGAAAAAAAACAAACAACAAAAACAAACAGAAAAAAACCACCCCAAACAAACAAACAAACAAAAAAUAAAAAUAAAAAAAGGAAAACCUAGCACUGUGCAAAGAUUCUGGUGAGGUCAUCACAAUCUUUUGCAAGACUGCGAGACUACUGAAAUCCAACAAACCACACAAGAACUAGUUACAGUCUCUUGUAAUCAAAGCCACUCACGUGUUCAAGAAAAUGUUCCGAGCUGGAGGACUGCACACUUUGUAGUUUGUUGCUUUCUAAAUCACAGCUAUUGUUCUGGAUUCCUUACUCAGGUACAGGCAAGUAGAACACAUUUGCUUCUUUGGGAGUAUUUGUGUUAUUAUUGUGCAUUAUCUGUACAUAAUGGCUGUAUCUUGCCAAUCUUCAAAUAUUAUGGAUCAGGAAGAAAACUGCUCUAAGGUUUACAUCCUACCUAAUGUUUUCUGUUUGCUGUCAUCUGCCUGGGAGCUUUUGUGUAUUGUUGGUUGAUACCAUCAGCCAGAUUUGUGGCAUAUUAUUUACCCACUACAUGAGAAAAUAGGCUUGUACCUAGUCUGCUGUUGGUAGAUUUUAAUUCUCAGUUCACAGUUGUUUUCUAGCCAAGCCAAAUUGUUUGCAUUUAAAUGAAAAACUUGCAACGUCUUGGAUUUGAGUUAGCUGUAUUCCGUAUGAGAUCAUUUAGAAAGCAGGAUUUUAGCAUGUCUGACUAUGAGUCUGGAGAACUACUGUGUUUUUUUCUCAGCACAAGGGAGUCCAAAUUAAGCACAUGUGUUACAUGAUAGUAUUGGUGGUGAGACAAACCAAAACAUGGAUGUGACUGUCGGCUAAUGAAACAGAAAAAAAAAGAUAUUCCAUAAACAUGCACUUCCUUUCCCUCCUGGUUUCUUUUCUUUAGUCAUUUUAGGAGAGGCACAUUUUCUUGUGAGAUUAUAAGAUCUGUGUGAGAAACGUACAGGAAAUCGGUCACGAAAAACACUUUUUUCAGCACAGUUACAGUAGCCCUGCGGUUCUUUAGCCCUAAAACAAGGAUGCAUCUCUCACUUACAGCUGUGAGCUACACUAUACUGUCCACAGUUGCUAACUACCUUUCCUAGCUUCCUGGGCCUGCACUGCCUAGAGGCAGUUGUGUUCUCAGAACGGGAGUUUGGAAGUAUUUGCACAAGACUAGAAUCAAGCAAAGUUUACACAGAGGCUGGAUGUCAUACAGACUUGUCAUAAAAUGGACAAGUAACUGAUAAAAAUAUGGAAAGUUCUUAGCUUAACUGUGCUUCUAGUCUGCUGAAGUGACCUCUGAUGAACAAUUUUAAUGUUGUGCCUCUGUAUUUGCCUGAGACUUCUGUAAAGGCAAAUAAGCAAUCUGCAGAACUUCAUAACUACACCAACACUGUAGACAUAUUUCCUUGUAAAACACAUUUUAUAUGAUAAAGAGGGUUUACUAUCUGUACCACAAAACUUACAAAAAUUUUGGCACAGCUUUGAUUAGUCCCCCUGCUUGCUGGCUGAUUUAUUUCGUUGGGAGCUAGCCUUGACCUGCGGUUUUCUGUACUGCACUUCUUAUCAAUGACUCUCAGAUUACAACUCAUAUUCUAAGAAAGCUUAUUGUAUUGAAGAUGUUGGUUAAAAAAAUCAUUACAAGUUGCCAAAUCAGUCAUCUUUAUGAAGGUGAAUAGUGGACUGAAUAUAUAGCAAAUUUUCUUUUGGGAAAGCCUGUUUAAUUCAAAGCUCUCUAGAAAGAUGUUUUAAAACAACAUACUAAAAUAUAUCAGUCAUGUGAUUCAUAUGCUCUGUGUACAUUAAGUAUUCAUGAAGCAACAAUGUGCUUUAUUUUAAACUGAAUUUGAUAGAUGGCUGUGUCGAUAAUUGUGUCCAGGUUAUUUAAAAAAGUCAAGUAAAACUUGAAUUUUUAGGGCAUUCCAUGGUUGC
Molecule: messenger RNA, 6201 nt
Organism: Lagopus muta (rock ptarmigan)
Lineage: Eukaryota; Metazoa; Chordata; Aves; Galliformes; Phasianidae
Gene: EPB41L4A
Product: erythrocyte membrane protein band 4.1 like 4A
Exons: 23
Coding region: 272-2311 (679 amino acids)
Cellular component (GO): cytoskeleton
Source: RefSeq, a predicted model, not a curated record